Molecule: messenger RNA, 1306 nt
Organism: Cryptomeria japonica (Japanese cedar)
Lineage: Eukaryota; Viridiplantae; Streptophyta; Pinopsida; Cupressales; Cupressaceae
Product: enoyl-CoA delta isomerase 1, peroxisomal
Exons: 1
Coding region: 186-878 (230 amino acids)
Biological process (GO): fatty acid beta-oxidation
Cellular component (GO): peroxisome
Molecular function (GO): enoyl-CoA hydratase activity; delta(3)-delta(2)-enoyl-CoA isomerase activity
Source: RefSeq, a predicted model, not a curated record
GUUGGAGUAGGAAGGACACAAAGCCAGAGAGAGUCCUCCACAAGCAAAAGGAUGAACUAUUUUGCCUCUAUUAAAUACAACGGCUCAUUUGCAAUCUCAUUACCAGUCCACAGAGAAAUCGACAGAAAUUAGCCUUCUUUGUUACUUUUAUUGUUUGGGUGUUUAUAAAGGCAGAGGCAGAGACAAUGUGCAGCCUAGAGAAGCGAGGCAAGGUGUUCAUUCUGACAUUGCUGGGAGACGACGAUCACAGAUUUAAUCCCACAACACUAGACGCCAUUUCAGGCGCCUUGAAAGAGGUGGAGGAAUCCCCCGACGCGGCGGCCCUCGUCACAGCCAGCCAAGGCAAAUACUUCUCCAACGGCCUCGACCUGCGAUGGAUUGCAGAGGAUCCCAACGCCCGUCUGGACAUAAUAAGGGACAAAUUCGAGAACGUGUUGGCGACCUUCAUGAGGGUGGGCAUCCCCACCGUGGCGGCCAUCGGCGGGCACGCGGCGGCGGGCGGGCUAAUCCUGGCGCUGGCGCACGACUACCGUUUCAUGACGGAGGGGCGGUCCGUGCUGUACAUGAGCGAACUGGACCACGGAAUGCAUCUUCCUCGGAGUCUGAUGGCGCUCAUUCGUAGCAAGCUGCACCCUGCCGCCCUGCGCGACGUGGUGUUGGGAGCCCGUAAACUGAGUGCGCAGAUGGGCAUGGAGAGAGGAAUGUUAGAUGGCGUUUGCGAGGACCCGGCGGAGACUUUGGAGACGGCGGUGAGAGAGGCGGAGAAGAUGGUGGGUAGGGGAUGGAAGAGGGAGGUUUAUAGAGGGCUGAGGUUGAGUGCCUUUCCUGGUGUUGUGGAAGAGCUCGAUGCACAUCGAGAUUCCUAUCGCUUUGCAUAGUCAUUUUAGUAGUAGUAUAGAUAUUGAUGUGAAAAAUUACCAGGUAAUGUAGGCUAAGUGUUUUGAUGAAUAAGGAGGAAUUUAAACUGCAAGAAAAAUAGCAAUCUUAAAAGCGUAGUGGGCUUUUCCUUGAUAUGGAACUAUCUGUCUCUCUGCAAUAUAUAAAUGACGGCCACCAGCGAGUCGAUUCGCAUAUUAGUUUUUGCAAUUCGAUGAAGUCCAAACUGUCUGUUCUCGAGGAUUUCGUUUCCACACAAAAUUGUUUUCGUUGCGUGUGCCGCUUGUGAGGAAAAACUUCGAAUCUGUACGAGUACUAUAUUUAGGAUACUGUUUUAAUUCGAGGUUAGAACUUUGAAAAGGCAAAGUAGGAUUAAAAGAAUUUCCUCGUCCUUGCUAUAAGGGAAAAAGUUUACGAUAUUCAAAUGUGA